Molecule: messenger RNA, 2615 nt
Organism: Benincasa hispida (wax gourd)
Lineage: Eukaryota; Viridiplantae; Streptophyta; Magnoliopsida; Cucurbitales; Cucurbitaceae
Molecular function (GO): protein binding
Source: RefSeq, a predicted model, not a curated record
AAAGGGUGUUUUUUGCAAUUUGUAAAAAAAAAAAGGGCCCAUAUAAUGGAAUGGGCCCAGUUGCCAUGCCUUCGUGCUUUACGGUUCCAAUUUUUAACAGGGUUUUUGUUCCUAUUCCUUUGCACGCACGUUAUACCGUCAUGCGAUUCGCACGUGAUAGGGUCAUGCGACUCGCACGUGCCUAGAAAUUCCUGCAUCUUCCGCCGCGAAAACUGAAAUCAAUUAACCUCCCUGCGUUUGGUUUCUGCAAAAAAGGGAAGAAGAAUGGGCGAAGUUUCUAAAUCGACGAUGAAGAAGAAGAAGAAAAAGGGUCGCCCUUCUCUUUUAGAUCUUCAAAAGCGCUUCCUCAAACAGCAAAAGUUGCAGGAACAGCACCAACAACCGCUUAACGCUUUCGACUUUGCCUCGAACCCUAGCAACCCAUCUUCUUGUCGGAAUCGCAAUGUUCAACCGGCAACAGACCGCGUCCCCAGCGCCGCCGCCGCCUCCUCCGCCGCCGCAGACGACGACGACGACGAGCGCAUUGAGAAGAAGCAUAAGCCCUUACUCGGUUUAACUUCUCGUCAAAACUAUCCAACAUCGUCCGGUUAUUCUUUGCGUAAACCGGCCUCCUACGGUGAAGAUUCCGAGGCGUUCCUCAAGCGUCGCAGAAUCGGCGCCGCCCAGUUUGGAUCUUCUGAAGUGAGAGAAGAAAAAGCUUUGAAAGCGACAGACACUGCACAUGGGCCGCAGGUGGAGUCUGGUCCCACGACAACUUUGCCAGACAAAAAGUUGUUGAUUUUCAUCCUUGAUAGGCUUCAAAAAAAAGACACACAUGGAGUAUUUUCCGAACCCGUGGAUCCAAACGAGCUUCCCGACUACCAUGCCAUUAUUCAAAAUCCUAUGGAUUUUGGGACUGUGAGAGCGAAAUUAGAUGGAGGAGCUUACGCAAAUUUGGAUCAGUUUGAAGAAGACAUUUUUUUGAUAUGUUCAAAUGCAAUGAAGUAUAACGCUUCGGAUACUGUUUUCUUCCGUCAGGCACGAUCCAUACAAGAACUGGCGAAGAAGGAUUUUGAGAAUUUGAGGCAAGAGAGCAGUGAUGAAAGUGAACCAGAACAGAAAGUUGUGAGGAGAGGUAGGCCACCAGGAAAGAGCCUGAAGAGAUCAUUAGGCCUUGGUAACCCUAUCGAAAGUAAUGGAGCAGAGUUCUGCUCAGGUGCUACUUUUGCUUCCGGAUGUGAUGAUUCCUACAACGUCAAUGGUUACAAUUUGAGGAGAUCACGUUCCGCCUUCAGGCCUCUACCUGCAGAUCCUUUAGCAAGAACAUCUACAGCUCAACAUGGCGAAACUUUGGCCAGCUGGUUGCCUGAAUGGAAAAAUGAGUUUCCAGCUUCAGUUUUGAAGGGUGUUCUUAAGAGUGGAAAGAAUGAUAAUAUGGCUGUGAAUGAGAAUAGACGUGAUACCUACAAUUGUGCAAUGUCCUGCGGGAAUUGGCCAUCUGUCUUUGGUAACUUUGGUGGAGACUUGAAGCAACUAAUUACUGUAGGUUUGCAUGCGGAGCAUGGUUAUGCAAGAAGCCUAGCUCUCUUUGCAGCCGAUCUUGGUCCUGUAGUUUGGAAUAUUGCUUUAAGGAAAAUUGAAAGUAUUAGUCGGGAGCUGGGGCGAGUAUUGAUACAAGAAAUUGAAAUGCAACAGCAGAACCGAAUGUUGCCUCUGGAUGGAGGCUCAUCCAAAAUGAAAACAGUGGCAGAGAGCACUACGAUUCUUCCAUGUAGAAGCAUAUCUGGCUCCAAUAUUGGUGUUUCCAAUAAUUGUUUGAAACUCGGUGAAGAUGCUGAUAAUGAAAUUGAUAGAGUAAGAAAUUCCGAAAGUGAGACAGUAUUGCUAGACAGAAGUAGAGGUGUGAUAGGAUCAACAACUUGUAUACCGAACGAGCAGAACGAUCAGAAAAUGAUAGUUCCUUCAAACAUUCCUCACACAAAUGGUAAUCUUUUCCCCCAUUUUUCACAAGAAAUGAGAAUGGUAAGACUCGAUUCUAUUCUUGGUGGGACGUCUUGUUCAGACGCCUUUUCAGUCCCUUGUCAAAUGCAUGGUACAUCUCCAGCGAUCAACAAUGCUUCUUUCCAAAUCCCUGCCGGUGCUGGUGAUAUGGAUUUGUUAAACCAAGCUGGAAUGCCAAAACUUGCAGAAGAAGCAGCCUCUCAGUCGCACACUCCACGGCAUUCACUGUCCUGUGUCUACUUUCAGGACUCGAUCGAUACACAACAAGACGAGCGUAAUGAAAAGGGGCGUCGGCAAGAAUUAUCAACAUGUCCCGUGCUAGAUUCAAUCACCUUCAAUCCCGACCUUAAUUUUGGAUUAGGCUUGUCUGCUGCACCCAGUUCUAAUCUGCAGAUUCUUUCGCAAAUUCAACCUGAUUUAGUAUUGCAGCUCUGAGGACAUGUUAUUUGGUAUGUAUACGAUACAAAUUAAUGUUGCAGUUAUGUACAGACCAGAUAGUAACUCCAAUUUAUCUCAUUUUCUCGAUCUAGACCAUAGGGACUUGUACAAUUAUUGUCUAGAUCCACCUCAUUUAUCUGUUUACGUGGACAAGCCAAAACCAAAAAAUCAAUAUACAGGGAAAUUUUUAAGAACAA